Leptosia nina is the source of this 255-nucleotide messenger RNA. NCBI's taxonomy places the organism in Eukaryota, Metazoa, Arthropoda, Insecta, Lepidoptera, Pieridae. The record is from the annotation of a GenBank genome assembly.
AUGAAGCUACGUAAUUAUCAGUCGAAGAAUUACGCGAUUUUGACCUUCAUGAAGUCCGCCAAUAUGAUCCAACCUUGGUGCCAAGGUUCCCGAGUGUGCUCGCCCUCAGCCAAGGUUGGCCUCGCUUUGGAGGCUACGGCCUCGCAAGAAGGACAAAUCCUUGAGGAGCAAGGUCUUGCGAAUAUUCAAUGUCGCGAAAUUAUUUUGCUCUUCUUUACCUUACAACACACAGCGCGCAAUUACUAUAUAUUUUAA